Molecule: messenger RNA, 3189 nt
Organism: Brassica napus (rape)
Lineage: Eukaryota; Viridiplantae; Streptophyta; Magnoliopsida; Brassicales; Brassicaceae
Product: serine carboxypeptidase-like 22
Exons: 9
Coding region: 1611-2990 (459 amino acids)
Biological process (GO): proteolysis; brassinosteroid mediated signaling pathway
Molecular function (GO): serine-type carboxypeptidase activity
Source: RefSeq, a predicted model, not a curated record
AUAUUUUUUUUGUCAUCUAAUUGUCACAUAUAUGUUAACUAUAUUAGCUAAUUCCGUAGCUUUUAUUUAAGAAAAUAAUUGAGAAUAUUAUUUUGUACACUACUAAUCAAUAUGAUAGUUAGUUUAAAAAAUAUAAUAUAUAUUUAUAUGGAUCAACUUAUUUUUUUAAGGAUUCUAAGAAUCAUCUUAGUGAUAAUACAUGGUGACGAAAAUAUAUUGUAAUGCUCUAGGAUUAAUAUAUAGGAGAUAAGAAGAUAAAAUUAAAGAUGUUUCCUUAAUCCGGAUACUUAACAAAUGAUUAUGGUGACUUGUGCUCUAGACCGGAUUUGAGCUCGAGUGGAGACCAUCUCCUAUAAUCUGUACAAUCAAUCAAAGGACUACACAUUUACACUGACUUAGAUUUUUUUUUUUUUAAUGUUUUGAGUACAAUAAACAAACUAAGAUGAAAUAAGAAGACUUCAAUCUAACAAAAAAAACUCAAACUUUCUUCGCAAUUCUCUUGGAUUCUCUCUCAUUUAUAAUGUUUAUAAGUUAUUUAUUCUCCUUCAUAAAUAAUUUAUAGAUUUUACAUAAAGUAUAAGGUUAUUAUGUAUGUGUAAUAGAUUCGUAUAAACUUUUAUAAAUAAUAUAUAAAACCUUAUGAAUUAUACUAUAUCGAUCAUCGAUCAUUGUGUUAUAUGGCAACCAUCAAGUAUUUAAAGACUUAGACUAACUUUUUGGUGUUUUUUUGAUGUCUUGUAAAAACCAGUUUUUGACUAUGUUUAACAUUCCACUCUUGGUGCACACAGAAUAGUCGGUUGACUUCGGUCGUCGUACAUUGUGAUUAAUUUACAAAAAAAAAUUCACAAAUUUUAACGAGUUAGCUACUUUAAUUUUUCCAAAUUUUACAUGAAAACACUAUUCUUUACCGAAAUAAGAGCUAAAGGGAAUAAUUCAAAAUAUUAUUUUAGUAAAUAUUAGUGAGGAUGACCCAAUCGCAACAAUACAAUAAUUGUUAAUUAAAUAAAAACCACUACUGUUAUAUUAUAAUAUUUUCAUUAUUUAAAAUUAUCAGCUCAAUGGCCAUUAAGUUUUUUAUUUCUUAAUAUAUAUCACAUUGUUGAAUAAAUAUACUUUUUACUUCCAAAAUAUAUUUUCCUUAUUUUAAUUCUAAAUGAUCAAGCCUAUAAUUUUUUUUGAACACAAACUUACUGAAUUAUAUGAUUAAGACAAUUAUACUGAAUUAAAGACGACGCAUGAUAUAAUUUGGUAUAUCUGAAUUAAAUUACAAAACUUCUAAACUGGUUAAAAUGUUACACUACUAUACCUAAUUUUAUUUCUCGAAAGAGGGAGAGAAUGGCCCACAUUGUGCAAUGAAUGAUUCAGCAAACACAUUGCAUGAGAGCCUCCGAAUCCCAUCCAUCUUUCCUUAUGUCUCUCCCACACAUAACACAAGUAUAUACAUAAAUAUAUACAGACACACAUAUAUAUAUAUAUUACACACUUACAUGUGUGUGUGGGGGGGACGUGUAUGUUAGUAUAUAUAUAUUUAUGCCAUGUGUUGGGGUAACACGUCUUAUUCCAUUCUAUUGGUCUAAGAAAUACCACCGAAGAAAAGGAUAGGAGGAGAAAUGGCAAGAACACAUUUGUUCCUUUUCCUACUAGUGCUUUCAUCAUCACGAUUAUCAUCAGCAGCAACAACAGUAUCAUCAUCAUCAUUAUCAAGAGAGCAAGAGGAGGACAGGAUCGAAGCACUUCCAGGGCAACCAAAAGUAGGAUUCUCACAGUUUUCGGGUUAUGUGACAGUGAACGAGUCACACGGCCGGUCACUCUUUUACUGGCUCACUGAGUCAUCUUCUUCCCCUCACACGAAACCACUUCUUCUUUGGCUCAAUGGAGGACCGGGAUGCUCGUCUAUUGCUUAUGGAGCUACGGAGGAAAUUGGACCAUUUCGGAUCAACAGAGGUUCAAAUCUCUAUCUCAACAGUUUUUCUUGGAACAUAGAGGCAAACCUUUUGUUUCUGGAAUCGCCCGUUGGAGUUGGAUUUUCAUACACGAACACAAGCUCUGAUUUCAAAGAGUUCGGAGACGAACGUACAGCUCAGGAAAACCUGAUAUUUCUUAUUAAAUGGAUGUCAAGAUUUCCUCAGUAUCAAUAUAGAGAUUUCUACAUUGCUGGUGAAAGCUACGCUGGGCAUUAUGUUCCUCAGCUUGCCAAAAAGAUCAAUGAGUACAACAAAGCCUUCAAUAAACCAACCAUCAAUAUCAAAGGAUUCAUGGUUGGAAACCCAGACAUGGACAAAAACAACGACAAGUUAGGGACCAUAACAUAUUGGUGGUCUCACGCGAUGAUCUCCGACACAAACUACAACCUCAUCCUCAGAAACUGCAAUUUCACGGCAGACAGUUUCUCCAAAGAGUGCAACUCUUCAAUUUACAAUGCUGCGGCAGACUUUGGUGAAAUCGAUCAGUACAGCAUCUACACACCCAAGUGUGUACGGAUGAAGCAAAUGCGCAAAGCCGUGCUAGCUAGACAGACUACAGAGUAUGACCCUUGUACCGAGAGCUACGCUGAUAUAUACUAUAACCGCCCUGAUGUACAGCGAGCUAUGCAUGCAAACCAGACAGCCAUUCCUUAUAAAUGGACAGCUUGCAGUGACCCUGUGUUUAACAACUGGAAUUGGAGACUGUCUGACAAUUCGAUGUUGCCGAUAUACAAAGAACUCAUGGAGGCUGGUCUAAGGAUAUGGGUCUAUAGCGGUGAUACAGACUCGGUGAUUCCAGUGACAGCGACUCGGUUUUCCAUCAGCAAACUUAAUCUUCCAGUAAAAACUCGCUGGUACCCUUGGUACUCCGGGAACCAGGUAGGAGGAAGAACAGAAGUAUAUGAGGGGCUUACCUUUGUGACGGUAAGAGGAGCGGGCCACGAGGUGCCAUUGUUCAAACCGCAGGGUGCACUAAUUCUUUUAAAAUAUUUCUUGGCUGGCAAAGAGCUACCAAGAUCUUAUUAAGUGGGCAAGCGAAUUGCCCACAUGUGGAUUCCGAAUAAACUUGGUGUUUCUUUUCCCCUUUGUCUGUUUGAAAAUCGAUUGAUUACGAACAAUCCAAAGACAGACGGGCAUUCUUCGUAAGGAAACGAUCCUCAUGUAACUUAAAAAAGAUGUAUGUUGGUAUUUAAGACCAUAAGGACAUCACUAUUUUUAAAGUCUA